AUGGUGCUGGGUCCUCCGAGCCGGGUCACGUGGCUGGUAAAAGCCGUCGCGGAGGCGGGGGGGAGGAGGAAGAGGCGGGAAGCUGGGGGGCUGGUAGCAAGAGACCGAGCGACGACGGGGUUGUCAUGGAGCCCUGGGGCCGGGCUCGCGCAUGCGCCACCUGACCCGCGGGCUCGGUCAUGGAGCCGCGACCCCGGCCUUAGGGCCAUCCAGAUGAAAAGAGUACCAAUGAAUCUGCCUCUAGCCCAGUAAAACAUGGAGAGGAAAAACCCAUCCAGAGAGAGCCCCAGAAGACUCUCGGCCAAACUAGGCAAAGGCACAGAGAUGAAAAAAGUGGCUCGUCAACUCGGCAUGGCUGCUGCUGAAUCUGAUAAGGACUCUGGAUUUUCAGAUGGGAGCUCAGAAUGCCUGAGCUCUGCAGAGCAGAUGGAGUCUGAGGACAUGCUGAGCGCCUUGGGCUGGAGCAGAGAAGACAGGCCAAGGCAGAACUCCAAAAGUGCAAACAAUGCCUUCCCUACCCUGUCCCCCAUGGUUGUCAUGAAGAAUGUGCUGGUCAAACAGGGCAGCAGCUCAUCCCAGCUCCAGUCGUGGACUGUCCAGCCUUCCUUCGAAGUGAUCUCCGCGCAGCCACAGCUCUUGUUCCUUCAUCCACCCGUACCAUCUCCUGUCAGCCUGUGUCACGCUGGCGAGAAAAAGUCGGACUCCAGGAACUACUUGCCCAUUCUAAAUUCUUACACCAAAAUAGCCCCACACCCAGGCAAAAGGGGCCUUUCCCUCAGCCCAGAAGAAAGAGGAGCAAGUGGAACGCGGAAGAAAAUCUGUACUGAGAGACUUGGGCCGAGCUUGUCUUCCAGUGAGCCAACCAAGACUGGUGCGGUCCCGUCCGGCCCCUCCACUCCAGCACCACCCAGCGCCAAACUUGCCGAGGACUCAGCUCUGCAGGGCGUGCCCUCCCUGGUGGCAGGUGGAAGUCCACAGACUCUUCAGCCGGUAUCCAGCAGUCACGUGGCUAAAGCCCCCAGUCUGACCUUCGCUUCCCCCGCCAGUCCUGUCUGCGCAUCAGACAGCACUCUACACGGGUUAGAGAGCAGCUCUCCCCUUUCACCACUGCCAGCUAAUUAUAGCUCACCUUUGUGGGCUGCGGAGCACCUCUGCCGCAGCCCAGAUAUCUUUUCAGAGCAGCGGCAGAGCAGACACAGGCGCUUUCAGAAUACCCUAGUAGUUCUUCACAAAUCUGGUUUGCUGGAGAUCACUUUGAAAACCAAGGAGUUGAUCCGUCAGAACCAGGCAACUCAGGUGGAACUAGACCAGCUAAAGGAGCAAACCCAGCUGUUUAUAGAGGCCACCAAGAGCAGGGCCCCUCAGGCUUGGGCCAAGCUGCAGGCAUCUUUAACAUCUGGGUCCAGUCAUACUGGCAGUGACCUAGAAGCAUUCUCUGAUCACCCAGACAUAUAGCACAGAAGCAUAUUUUCCUGUUACUUCAGUGGUUCUUUUAACUCUUUUGCGUUACCUACUCCUGUUUCCCAAAGCUUAUGUAAGAGCUUUUCCUUCUAAACUUAACCGUGUAGCUGUUCACUUAGGAAGCGAUGUGCCAAUACAUGGCUGCUAUCUUAACCUGUGGUCUGGGCACAGAUUACAUAUGUCUCUGUUGCACUGAGGACCUCAGGUUCGGAGUGCUCUUGAGUCCCUUUUCCUUAGCCUGCAGGCACUUAGGUGGAUCAUGGGGCAAAGCAGGAUAGAUGAUUGUGUGGGGCUCUUCUGGCUGUCACCUCUCACCGUCCCCCUCAUAACCGGGAUCAAGGGUGCAGUAACAGAGAUGAGCAUGCAGAGUGAUGCCUGUUGAGCCAGGGAGUAGGCGACCUAAGGAUACCUUCAUGCAUCUUCCCUUGCCUGUCUUAGUCACAUGGAAAAAUAAGGGGAGGUGUGUUUGCAUUCCACAAGGCAUCAUGCCAGGUGGGCGAAACCUAAAAUGCUUUGGGCACAGGUUGUGCCUAGGUGCAAGCAUUUAAUCACUUAAAACUUUGUUUUCUUAAACUUGACAGUCAAGGAGAAAGGGUAGUACCAUUUGACUCAUACACUUUCAUCACAAGCCAGAUUCAUCUUCACUUAAACUAGUAGGCAAAAUACUUCAGAUUUUUAACGUACGGAAUGGGUUCAGAACCAUCUGGAAUUGUAGUUUAUGAAUUGUUCCUUUGACUUAGAGACUGAAGAAAAUAGACAUGGCCAGCAUCUCAUGGUCAGGAGCUGGAAGAUUGUGGUUACUUAGGCUUUUUUUCUGUUUUGAAACAGUGCAACCUGUUUUAUGUCUAAAAAUCUCAAGGAUAGCAUCAGUGGUAUAGUAUAGUAUAAGGUAUAGUGUAAGUUAACCCUC
Messenger RNA from Propithecus coquereli (Coquerel's sifaka), 2371 nucleotides. It is a transcript of the gene CIPC, whose product is annotated as CLOCK-interacting pacemaker. Gene Ontology annotation, biological process: negative regulation of DNA-templated transcription; negative regulation of circadian rhythm. Bases 256 to 1455 code for a protein of 399 amino acids. Gene Ontology annotation, cellular component: nucleus. Lineage: Eukaryota; Metazoa; Chordata; Mammalia; Primates; Indriidae. The record is from RefSeq and is a predicted model, not a curated record. The transcript has 4 exons.